CUCCUGACAGUAUUGCAGUCACAGGCGGAUUCGUCGUCAUCUCUCGCAGUCGGGCAGAGCGACAAGUGGCCAGUCGUAGGCUCGGCAUCGGCUGCACUAUCACCGUCCGUUCGCCACUCGACUGCAGCGGCGAGCGGCCAGUCGAGCCACGCACACACACACACAAACACCGUCACACAGACAUACGUAUAGGCCGCAUGCGAAUCUCGUGCAAAAUACUCGUAUACGGACGAGCCGAGAGAGUCUUAUCCCACCGCGCAUCGCGACUCUCGUGCGCGCUGCGUUGCGCUCGCGGCGGCGUUGCGCUCUCGUUCAGUGCCAGCGAUCGGUUCAGCAGCAUCGGUCGCCUCCUCGGCAGCUGCAGCUUUUUCUUUUUCUUUUUUCCCCCUUUCUCCGCCAACGUCGCUCGUCCUUUUUCUUUUUUCGACGCCAGACGACCGAAACUUGCCUAGCUUCCUUGUAAACUUGUAUUGAGUGCACGUCCAGCGCGACGAGUGCCAAGACAUCAUGUCUCGCCGACGACGCUAGGCCGAUUUAUUUCGGCGGCGACUCAUCUUCUGCUUCGCUGGACGCUCGACCAACUUGGCUUGCCUUUGGAUUCUUGACAAUUACUCACAAAUCUGUCGAUCGCAUUCUCAGCCUAACUAGAGGAUCGACGCACAUCAGUGUUGUCGAUCAUCUCUAAAUAAACGGCUUACAAAUGAUGAAAAUGUUGGCUGGCGUUGAAGAGGUUUCAACGUGUACGAUGACUAUCCAAGAGGAGGAGAUAGUUGAUGAUCAUCAGCAUGCACACAAUAACAAUUCCCCCGAUAAGCCGACUUCACAGGACAAAAAAGAUGAAGCUGCCUCUCAGCCACUCGUUGAUAAGCUCUGUGAGUCUUCAAAGGUUUAUGCAGAUUCCCCAAUUAAAGGCCCAGUCACACCCGAGGAUGAAGAAAAAAUGCGAAAACUAUUACCGUGGCAUCUGGCUCCAGAAUAUUUAAGGCACAAUCCUUACAUACUCAGUGGUUAUCGAGGUUAUUUAACCACUAAAUUAUGCAUUGAAAGUAUUUUCUGGUGGACAAACGAAACAAUCAAUAUUUGGAGUCACAUAUUUGGCUUUGCAUUGUUCUGUUGUCUUACAUUUUACGAUCUAUAUUUAGUCAAUAUUAGUGCACCCUUCGGCGAUAAAGUUUUAUGUGCCUUGCUGCUUGUUUGUUUUCAAGCGUGCAUGAUACUUUCUUCGAUAUAUCAUACAUUUUCCUGCCGAAGUGAGAAGGAUUACUGGUACUUUCUUUCUUACGAUCUUCUCGGAGUGGCUCUUAGUUUAUUAGCAAUAUACAUGUCAGGAGUUUAUUACGCCUUUUGGUGUCACAAGACGCUGCAGCGAUUCUACCUGAUUACUAUAUUGGCGAUAUUUAUCGUGGCGAUGAUGUUACAAAUGAAACGAUAUCAAAUCAACGAAAACAUCAAAUUAGCUGUAUUCGUUGGUUGGGCAGUUUAUGGAGUAGUGCCAACUCUCCAUUGGACUGUGGCCAUGGGUGGAAUGCAAAAUCCAAUCGUCAGUUUGCUUCUGCCUCGUGUCCUCGGCAUGUAUUGCAUCAGUGGUGCAGCUUUUCUCAUUUACUUCAGUAAGAUGCCUGAAAGACUGUUUCCAGGAUGGGUCGACUACAUUGGUUCAUCGCAUCAGUGGUGGCACGUAUUGGUCGUUGCAGCUCUUUAUUAUUGGCAUAACACCGGCAUGAUGUACGUCGAGUACCGUCUCAACAACGGCUGUCCUGGCUUGAGUCAAUUAUGACAUGAGGCCGAUGACGAUCCAUCGUCUCCAGCAGUCUUCUCAAUGGAGUGCGCCUGCGAACUGGAGUCCCGGUGGACGUCAUCGUGGUAUCAAGAGCAGCCGGUGAUACCUUACUACGCUCAUCAAGGCGUGCUCACCUGCCUCAUGGAAAAUCCAUUACGUGUUUAUGCUCAAUUACGUAGACGUAAAGUGUUUACUUUUUAGCAAAUCUUAUUGUUUUUCGAGUAAAUGUUAACGCGCGUGAUAAGUGAAGAGGAAUAUUCAACUAAAAAUUUUUCCGAACUUUGGACGCUUUGUUAUGCUAUCGUGAAAUCGUUAAGAUUUCAAUGCGACGGUUCGCUACUGUUUAGAAGGAAAAGUGUUGUUUUGUAUGUAUUUUAUUGUUAUCUAUGUCGUUAACAACGUUUUUUUUUAUUGAUUUAUCAUAAAAAUAUUGUUCGUUUAAACGGCUUAUUGAGCUGAAAAUUAAAUCGAUUAAAAAUUAGCAUCUGCUAUUCAUGCGACAAGCAGAGAUGAUUUUUGACAAAUUCUCUCUCAAGAUAUUAAAAUGUGAUUCAAUACAAAAUAUCAUGAAAAUAUGUUACUAGAUUUAAUAUUUUUUAUAUAUUAUGAGUGCAAAAAAUUGUAUUUUUGAUUGAUCAUAUAAAAGAUCGAUGUAAAUAUUUUUAUACCAUAAAAUCAUAAUUCCAAAUAUAGAAAUAGAAUUAGUAUUUCAUCAAAGGUAUAUUAUUAUAGUUACUCAUGUUUCAACAAUAGAAUAGAUCGAUUCAAAAUCCUUUUCUGAAAUUGAUUCAAACUUGCCAACUAUGUGAGUUUUGGUGUCGAACCUUUAAAGUGUUGAUCCGUACUUGUUCUAUAUUUAUAACAAACAUUGGGGCAAAAAAAUGAACGUAUAAAAUUAUUUUAGGAUAUAUUCCAAUUGUAAAAAUAAGAUGAUCGUAAUCAUGAUUACGAUUCACAUCUGUUUCUUAUUCAUCAUUAAAUAAACGAUAUUAUUCCAUUGGUGAAAGUAUUGAAAUUUUUUUAUUAAUUAUAAUUCACACUUCGUUCAGAGCUUACGGGUCACACAUUUAAAAGUUUCAUUUUUUAUUCUACUUGGGACUGAAUAGUUAUAAGGUUACUACGACUAGUUAAAACAACUAAAACAUAAUUAAUAGUUAAUUAGUCAAACAUAUUUAAAGAUGAAUUCUUCAAGAAAAUAAAAAAGUGAAUAGUUGUGAUAUUUGAAA
This is a messenger RNA of Trichogramma pretiosum, 3006 nucleotides long. RefSeq names its product progestin and adipoQ receptor family member 3. Gene Ontology annotation, molecular function: signaling receptor activity. The record is from RefSeq and is a predicted model, not a curated record. Gene Ontology annotation, cellular component: membrane. Bases 701 to 1777 code for a protein of 358 amino acids. NCBI's taxonomy places the organism in Eukaryota, Metazoa, Arthropoda, Insecta, Hymenoptera, Trichogrammatidae. The transcript is spliced from 8 exons.